AUGGAUAUGACUUCUGCAAAAUGCAAAAAAAGACUUCAAUGCGAGCAUCAACAACAUUUCUGUAGUAAUAAAAAAAGAAAGCUAACUACCUCUGAAGAAAAUAAUUUUAUCCUUGCCAAUAAAAAUGAUACAGUUGAAUCGUCUGCUACUAACCAUCAUUUAUAUGCAAAAUCAUCUACUACUAAUCAUCAUUUACAUGCAGAAAGAGAUACGGCAGCACCAUUAUACACUGUUAAAGGAAGAGAAGUUCUUGAUACAAGUCCAAAUUUUAU
Molecule: messenger RNA, 272 nt
Organism: Racocetra persica
Lineage: Eukaryota; Fungi; Glomeromycota; Glomeromycetes; Diversisporales; Gigasporaceae
Source: the annotation of a GenBank genome assembly